Brassica napus (rape) is the source of this 1212-nucleotide messenger RNA. RefSeq lists its product as uncharacterized. The record is from RefSeq and is a predicted model, not a curated record. Bases 1 to 1212 code for a protein of 403 amino acids. The transcript has 2 exons. NCBI's taxonomy places the organism in Eukaryota, Viridiplantae, Streptophyta, Magnoliopsida, Brassicales, Brassicaceae.
AUGUAUGACGGCACCAGCAACCCAGAUGACCACAUCGCUAAGUAUAAACAAAGGAUGCUAGCUGUAGCACUCCCAAGGGAGUUCCGCGAGGCCACCAUGUGCAAAGGAUUCGGCUUAACUCUGAUUGGACCAGCGUUGCAAUGGUACAUUAAUCUACCCAUCAGAUCUAUAUCUUUGUUCGCAACUCUCAGCGAUGGGUUUGUGGAGCAGUUCGCAAGUAGCUGGAACCUGGAGAAAACCUCGGAUAGCCUCUAUGAAAUCCUCCAGCAUCGGGCCGAACCGUUUCGCGAUUACAUAGCUCGCUUCAAUCAGGAAAAGACGUAUUAUCCCGAGCUUGGGGCCAAGGUAAAAUGGGAGGAAGACGUCGCAAGCCGUGCUAGGACUCAGCAGAAACAAGCAACCAGGCAAGACCGGAGUGAUCGAGACGAGAGGUCCUCCCAGAAACCCAUGAAAGACCAAGGCGGCAGGAACCGGGACAGGAACAUGAGUCGUCCAGUCGAGAGAGCGGAAGGGAUGUCGGUGUCUACCUGGCUAGAUAUCUCAAACUUGUCUGUAUCCCAACCAGAGAUAAUCAACGCCCUAAGGCAGAUUGGUCAACAGGUUAAAUGGCCCCCGAAGAUGAGGGCACCCGAUUCCUUCCGGAACCCCGACCUCUGGUGUGAGUUCCAUCGUGACCAUGGUCACAAGACAGAGGAUUGCGUCGCACUGAAGAUCGAAGUCAACAAACUACUCCAGAAGGGAUACCUUCGGGAGUUCCUCUCAGAAAAGGCGAAGAACCUCCUAAGCAAGGAGACACCCAGGAAAUCUGCUGAAACCAAGCCCGCGUCACCACCUCGACAGGACCGACUGAUCCAUGUCAUAUCCGGAGGUUCGGAGAUAAGCGGCAUAAGCCAUGCAGCCGCAAAGAAGAGCACUCGAAACGCCAAGCUUGGCCUGGAGACGUCCAAAUCAAAUCGGCUACUAUUGGGAUCAGACGAAAUAAGCUUCACUGCAAAGGAACAAGAGAAGGUCUUAGCUCCCCACCAUGACGCUCUAGUGGUAUCGCUUACCAUAGCAAACUGCUUGGUAAGGAGGAUCCGCGCUAAACUCGUAAGCUCCAGCAGGUUCGGCCCAGAGAGGGCGACGGCCCGCAGAUAUCAUCUCCACAUGUUGUCAGAUACCUCGGCACCCCGGAAACUCCGGCUAAAUAAGGAGUACCAAGAAGCAAGAUGA